Messenger RNA from Vicia faba (fava bean), 660 nucleotides. Lineage: Eukaryota; Viridiplantae; Streptophyta; Magnoliopsida; Fabales; Fabaceae. The record is from the annotation of a GenBank genome assembly.
AUGCUUUCUGGGGUGAAAUUCAUUCCUCGUGACCAGGUACAAGAUGAGGGGAGAAAUAAAUCAGACAGUAGGAGGAAAGAGGAUGAGAGCCCUAGGAAUAGCUCUUCCUACAGGAAGAGCUUGAUUCAUUCUCGUACUUUCUAUUUACCAUUUUGUUCUUUAAUUUCGCUUCAAUGGUUAUUAACACAUUCACUAUGUGGAUAUAUACGGGUUGUGGGAGAAAGGUGGGGUUCCCUUGGUGAGUUGACUGCAUCUGUUGCAUCAGAAGCAGCUGCGCCAGCCCGGGCUCAUUUACGUGCUAUUAAAAGUAGACAAAGAAGGGUAGCUGAAGAAAAUUCACCAGAUUCUCAAAAGCAUAUCCAAAGAGAUUCUAAAAGGGAUCGGCACCAUGAAAUGAAAGCACCUAAAGUGCAAGAUUCAUUAUCUUGGAGAAAGCGCAAAAGCCAGUUUGUGGUAGCUGAGGGAGCUGAGAUCGUUGCUGCUGCAGUAUCUAGCUUAAAUAAAUUUGCUAAUGACGGUAGCUUUAUGCGGGAAUUAGUCAGUAAGGUGAGCGAUACCUCAGAUGUAAGCACACCCAAUGAAGGAAAUGGAAAUGCAGUAGCAGUACAGAAUAAGAUGAGUGCAAACCAGUUGGCAGCCAAGGCUAUGCAACUUCUUUGA